This is a messenger RNA of Papaver somniferum (opium poppy), 951 nucleotides long. RefSeq lists its product as uncharacterized. The transcript has 7 exons. Bases 65 to 685 code for a protein of 206 amino acids. NCBI's taxonomy places the organism in Eukaryota, Viridiplantae, Streptophyta, Magnoliopsida, Ranunculales, Papaveraceae. The record is from RefSeq and is a predicted model, not a curated record.
CAUCAGUGUGUUUCUCAUUCAGUCCGUAGUGAUCCAAACCGAUACAAACUGACUUCUAGCAGAUAUGUAUGCGGUGAAAUAUACGCACAACUAUGUCCAUCGAAGACGUGAUCGCACGAAAGUGGUGUUAAGGUAUGUGUCCACCGAUUCGUCAACCAUAGGUAUGCUCAAAUUUAUGCACAACUACAUAUACAGGAGCCAUAACCGCACCAAAAUCGUGCUAAAUAGAGUUUCCGGAAGCGAAGCCACCAAGUCAAUUAGUACGAUUGCAUUUGCAAGAAAGCUGAUGCAGUUGAACAAAGAAGAGCAACAUAUUCGGAGAUGGGACGCAGCCCUGCAAAUUGAAAACCUUAGAGCAGAGAAGUUAUCCAGUAAAGAGGACAACUAUGUUGAUAAGAACCUGGCGUCUAACAACAAUAAGGUACGAUGGACGUCCGUAAAACGUGGUUUCUUCUUGGACAACAAUUAUCCAUGUCUAUUCAUAUAUGGGGAGCAGAUGGACAUGGACUUGGACUAUAGGAUUAAGUAUUUAUGUAAAAAUGGUGUGCUGAUCGACUUCCAUGAUAUGAAGCCCAUUGAGGAAGAGCAGAUCAUUACUGAGGAAGGGGAAAUAAAAUAUGUUGUGACUUCGGAGAAAGAUCUGGGAGACCGGGUAUAUCUUAGUUUGCAUUACGAGAGUGAAUGAAAACAAAAACACAAGAUUGUUGUACGUGCCCUUCAUUGGCGAUACAUGCUCUUCAUAAACACUUUUACAUUCUCAAACGUGGUGAAGAAAAUGUACCCUAAAAAUGGAUAAAUAGCAGCUGCAACAAUUGAGCGGUGUUUAUAUUCUUUGCAGAUCUCUAUGCACUGUACUGCGACAACAUCGUAUUAUGUAUUUUAAAUGUUCUUCAAAAAUUAGAUUUGUGUAUUUUUUACGUUUUAUGUGAAAGUUUGGAGAUGUAUGCACUA